GUUGAAGUUACACUAUUGAUGGUGGACUGCGUUGAUGAAUAUUCGUAGUACGACGAAACAACAUCUUUAAAGAUGUGCACUAUCCAUUUAUUUAAUUUAGAAAAACGUUCCCUUUCUUUCUCUGCUAUUUGCUGUUUUUCAAGCUAAGCAAGGUAAAAAAUGAGGCAGAAAACUUUCGUUAAAAAUAAUUUUUUUUUAGUGAAAUUUUAAACUAAAAGUCUAAAGACUAAAAGUAAAAUCUAAAAAAAAAUUGAGACUUCUUAAUCAAUCAAAUUAAAAAUCAUUUAAAUAUUUUGAUUACCAAUAUUUUAAAUUAGGUAAUCUACCACUUCGGGGUUGGUUGUUUAAAAAAAAAACCUGUUGUUCCUGUUUGGAGUGCUAUUAUUUAAUUUAAAGGGUUAUUAGAUUAGUUAUUCUUUUAUUGAUGUCCUUCAGGGCCAGCUUGGUUUUCACUAUUUUCAGUCUGUGCCCAAGGGGCAGUCAACAGAGUGCUACUGAAAUGUUCAGAAUUGGAUCUUUGACAAAAAUAUGUUUGGAAUUAGUGUUUCCAGGCAGCACUACAAAUCAUGUUGGCAGUUGGUGGCCUACCCUGGUAGUACUGGCGCUGUCAUCACAAAUUUUUCAGUCUUGGUCUUCCGUUUUCAAAACUGUUGAUUUAGAGGAGCUGUCAUCCCACAACACACUAAACAUUAGAACUAAUUUUAACACGAUUUCAAGUUUAAAAACAAUGUUUAGGCUUUCGGUAAAGACGAAGAGCAGCAUCUUAUGAAAUUAUUUUUAUGUUAGGUUAUAAACUUUUUUCCAUACGUUUUUAACAAAAUAAAAUGACACCAAUAGUAACCAAAACUUUGUUGUACAUUGUUAUUUUACCCCCCUCAUUAUCUUGCAACACACCAGUAACAAUUAAUUCCCCACCUUAUUUACAACUAUGACUAUACAGUGUAAAUUUCCAUAUGAUAAGACUGUCAACUUUGAACUAUAUUAAAAAAUCUGCUUCAAUUUUUAAACAUGGGUUCUUCUUAAACAUGAAUGAAAAUGUAAGUAAUUUCAAGCUUCUCUGACUAAUUGAAAAAAAUUAUUUACUUCAUGCCAACUCCCAAUGAAACAUCUUAUGUUUUAAAUUACCUUUAGGUUUAGCUAAAUAACUAUUUUUUGCCAUGUAUACAUUAUAAAUGGAUUCAAAUUGUCAAGUAAUUUUAAUGAACUAAAUUAACAUUUAUAGAUACUGUUGAGUUGAAUUUUUUUUAAUUGAUGUACCACAUGGUGCCUUGGGCCAUCUCCCCCUGUAUGGGGCUCAUGAUCUGUUUACAGGAUUUCAUUUAUUAAUCAGAUCAGAGUUUUACAUAUUUAUGAUAACAUUUAUAAUAAGCUUUCAAUUUUUUAGUUUUCCAACAUAAAUUUUUCAUAAUACACUGAGGUCAAAUAAUUCAGACAAACUUUUUUAUUUCAAGUUAAUUGUAUCUCUGUUAUAUUUCAGAAUCACUUCAACAAUUAUGGCUCAAUAAAAAAUGCGGCAUGGGCCUGCCCAUCCAUGGGCCCCUAGCCGCCAGUGAGUGAGGAGGAGAUGCUGUCUUGGGAGAAGGAAUGUGUCGGAGCUGAGUUUGAAUGACAAUACACUUAGAUAGUGCUGUCUAACAACAUCAUUGCAGCUGAGUUUGGAUGACAAGACACUGAGAUAGUGCUAUCACAUCAACAACAUUAGUAGCCUCUUGUGCAAAGUUAAAGAAUAUAUAUGAGAUUAUAAUCAAUCGGCUUUAAUUUGAUAUUUAUAAUUUACACGGUUUAGAUUUCCACAAUGCCUUUAAUUCUGUUGGAGAAAGAGUGUGGCGCAAAGUGCAGAUCGAGGAAACAUGUCCAGGAAAUCAUAUCGAUGAUCGUUCGGGGCAGCCUCAGGGAAUUUCAAGCAUUCUCAAAUUUGUGCUACAACUGGAAUCGGCUGACUGAUGUUUUCGGCCGCAGUGCACUGCAUGUCGCUGCCUCGUGUGGAAAAACUGAAAUUGUGGAGUGGCUUCUUGAGGAGAAGAAAGUUGAUCUGACCCCCAGGGACUCGGAAUCUGGGUACACCGCCCUGCACAGGGCAUUAUUUUAUGGUCAGCUUAGUUGUGCUAGACUUCUUGUACAGGUAGGUGUGAUUGGCAUUUAAUAUUUUCAAUAGAAAAAUAUUUUGACUAAGGUUUAUUAAAUGUUUUAUCUUGCUUAAAAGAAAUUUCCAGUUCAGCACCGUAGAAAUUUGUAUGUUUAAGGGACUGUACAUUUUAUAGCUGAGAUAACUGGACAUAGUGAGAUACUUGACGUACUGAGAAAACUGGACAUAUUGAGAUAACUUGAUGUGCUGAGAACUUGAUGUAGUGAGAUAAAGUGACGUAGUGGUCAGUUCUCUAUAAAAUUCUUAACACAAGAGUAAAGUAAAUUUAUAAAUGAUAAAAUAAAUAUAUUUGAUUUGAAUCUUAUAAUAUGAUUAAUUAGUCACUUUUUUUCAUGAACUAGACCACUAAAAGAUUUCAAGUUAUCAUUUCUAGUUUUUUUGUUUGUUUUUUUUUCUUCUUAUAUCAGCUAAAACUGCUUAACUUUUAAAGCCUCUGAAUGUGAUUUUUUUUUUUUUUACAUCCUUCUCAUCAAAGUAUAACUGUGACCUGCAAGUUAGGGAUGUUGAAGGCUUAAGUCCCUUAGAUAUAGUUAUGUUGGACAGACCCCCUCAUGUCACAUACUCUCUGAAAGGUAAGUUAAACAGUCUGAAAUUUCAUCAUGGCUUGGCUACUAUCUAAAUUUUCUGUGAAAACUAAAUAUUCAAGGAACAUAACUGAAACUACCAUGUAUUCAAGGAAAAUAACUGAAAUUAUACUUGUAUUGGUGGGUGUGUUUUGCUCCAGUGGAAAAAAAAUAUUUAAACUAUUUAGUUUCUUGAACCAUCAGAGCCAAAUGAGGUGUACACAUGGGGUGAGAACCACAACAGCACUCUUGGCCACUCAAGCCCCCACAAGCGGAUCACGCCGGAAGCCGUGGACAUGUUCAAGAAAUCUGGCACCUCUGUCAAACAGGCAAGACAUGAUCAUGCGUGAAUCAAUUAUUUUCUUUCAAGUGACUUACAAAAUAUUUAUGAAACAAAAUUUAUAAAAAGAAAACAGAUUAUAACAAAAUUUCUUUGAGAGCAAGAACUUUCUUUUAAUAAUUUUUUUACUUUAACAUGUUAUGGUAAAUAUUCAAUGACUUUAUGAAACUUUAAAAGGAUAACUUUAUAAUGAUAUAAGAUUCAUUGCUUCUUGUAAAUAAAAAUGUGCAAUGGAUAUUGAGAUACAUCUUGAUAUCACAUUGCCGCAUCUGUUAAAGUUUUAUGUUUGUCUUCUGUAUUUUCAUCUAACUUCUAAAAUCGUGAAUAUUUAAAAACAAAUAUUUUUUUUUCAAAUUAGAUUGUCCUUUGCAAGUAUCACAGUGUGUUUCUCUCACAAAGUGGUCAAGUUUACACAUGUGGCCACGGCCAUGGUGGCCGCUUGGGUCACAGUGACCAACAAACUGUUUUGGUAAGUGCUUGUUAGACAAUUAAUUUUUUUUUUGGCCCCAGCUGCCAACCUGCAAUUUACAAUAUUUUUAAAAAAAGUUAACUGAACGAAUGUAAUCCAAAAUAAGAUGUUGACAUCCUUAUUGUAGUACUGCGACGUUGCCUGUCAUCAAUGGUAGGGGUGUGCCGGAUCCGUUUUUUCCAACCGGAUCCGGAUUUUCUUAUGCGAAAUCCGCCGGAUCCGGAUACCGGUUUCUCCCGGAUUCCGGAUUUUGGUACUAUUGGUAGAUACUUCGGUAAGUCAAGGUGGACUACUACUUUUUGUGUAUGGGAAUUCGCAAUCGGCGCCAAAAAAUCCGAGUUUUUAAUUUUCCGAUGUGUGUGUCUAUUUAUUAUUAAAUUAGUACUUUCGAUAUAUAUUUGAGUUCCGUUCCAUUUGGAUAAGUGUCUUACGAGAGACGCCAUGUUUCUACGCGUUCGCAGCAGGUUAUGCAGCUCGCUCAACCUAAUUUCGCCAUGGGGUUGGCCACGCCCCCCUUUUUAAUGGCGGAAGUUGACGAUACUUAGGAAAUAUUAAUUUAUUAUCACUAUUUACAUCAAAAUAAUUGAUAACUUGUGUUUCAGAAUGCAUUUAAAGACAUUUAAACUGGAAUGUUUUAAUUUGAGCUUUAACAACCCGGUAGAAUCCAUAUUAUAAAUGAUCAGAAUUUACCGUGUGCAACACGUUGUCAUUGGCAACCAUUCACAGCCACUUGCAUAACUGUAUCGUAGUACUACCUCAGAGUUUCAUUCAUAAGAGUUUGCCGUGUGCAAAAACUAUUAAACCAUUGGUCAGGGAAAGCUUUAAUUAAUUAUUCAUGUGCCAAAGUUGAAAGUUUAAACUAAGUCUAAACAGUAUUUUAGUGAUAAGGCAGGGAAUGCGUUGCCUUAUAUAAACUAUAUAGUCAUUGCGCAUGACGGGAUUGGCGGAAUGAGAUCACAGAAUGUGGAGAUGCAGUCCAUGUUAAAAAAUGACAAACCAAGUCGUACUUUAAAAAUUCAUAACUUUAAAACUACAACAGCUAAAAAUAUGAUUUUGGUGUUAUAAUUCUUUAAAAAAUUACAUCUUUUCAACUAUGCCAUUGGUUUAUUUUUACAAAAAGUUUACAUUUUCUUAUCAAAGUCCCUACACUAUUGGCCACUAUUAGCGGUGCUGACUCUAGCCUCUGGUAUGUACGGAAUAUUAAACAUUAAACAAGCUCAACGCUCGAAACAAUCGAUUAAUGUAUCGUGAUCGUGUGAAAUUCGGGAAAGAGAAUUACUUUUAUUUCAGAUUAUGAUCCGGUGAGUCACAAAAUCUGGAAAAUUCCGAAAUCCGGUAUAUUCCGGAUUCCGGUUGUUCCGGAUACAUGUAAAUCCGUCGGAACCGGAUUUCACCGGAUAGUGCAAAAUCCGGCGGAACCGGAUUCCGGACCGGGGUCCGGCACACCCCUAAUCAAUGGUGAGAUGUAAGGAUGUUGUGAAAUUUGUUUAACGGAUGUGUUCCUGGGAUAGUGUAAGGGGGGAGGAAAUGCAUUUCUGGCCAUUGGAAAUGCCUGAAUCUGGAGAUUGGGGGGGGGGGUGUGAACAGAUUUAAUGAGACGGUGCGUGUUGUUUAUGUUCCCGUGGGGAAUUCUCUGGGAGGAGUGGGGGGCCUGUGGUGCUGCCCCUGUUCGCCCAUUCAGGAAUGUGUCGCCUGUUACAUGUUACAAAAGGGAUAUGGCCUUGGAUGUUGAUUUUCCCCAGACUGCUCUCAAAGGUUCUUAUGUUGCCAGCUUUACACCCAAUGCAACUGCAAGUAUUUUCUUUAUUAAAAUAUUAACUCACUGGGGCAACUUUUCAAAAUAAAACUUUGGAAUUUGUUUUUUGUUAAAUAUUAUUAUUGAUUUAUUCUUUGUGGGAGGGGUUUGCACUUAAUUUUACAACCAUUAAAAUUUACCUGGUAUUUUUUAGGUGCCUCGGUUGCUGGAUAGUGUAAAAGAACACACGUGUCUGGAGAUCGCAGCAGCUUGCGACCACACUGUGCUAAGGAUGGCAGGGUAGUACAGAUUUUUAGACCUGCAUUUUAGAAUCUCUACUGGCUUUUAGAAUCUCCUACUGGCUUUUAGAAUCUCCUAUUGGCUUUUAUAAUCUCUACUGGCUUUUGGAAUCUCCUGGGUUUUCAACAAUUUAUAACUCGUGACGACAUGACUUCUAUUAUUUACAUAAAUUCUUUUAGCUUUGCUGUAUAAUCUUCACUAGACUUGAAUAAGACGAGAUUUAUUAUUUUUAAUCUGAUAAUCUUGAUCCUGUUUAGAACCGCCAAUUUAAGUCCUAACAAGGCUCUUAUUUUUUUCACAUAGGCUUUGCAUAUGUCAAUAGAGGCGUCAUCUAUAAAUACAGCUUCAUUUGUACAAUAACUCCAUCCAUAAUACUACUAAACCUACAAUAUAUCUUCAGCCUUAUUUAACAUUAAAGUAUCUUUUGUUUCCGUCUGUCCAGUGGCCUGGUAUACACAUUUGGACUGAACUCCUGCCACCAGCUUGGCCAGACGCCUUUUGUAGAGACCAGCCCAGAGCCGAAACAGGUAAAAGAAAUAAUGAAUCGUUAUUGUUUCAUUCAGGUACUCAGAAAUUCUUUUUAUCUAUUAAUGACAAGUUUCUUUGAAAAAAAAAAUGUUAUUUGACUCUUCCGCACAGCAAUAUAUACUUUGGACAAAAGAUUAUGGAUGCGCAAGAAAUUUUAAGCUUAUAUCAGAACUCAAGAAAAUGCUGAGGAAAAAUUUGUGUCGGGGGAAGCCUAGAAAUGGCAGAAACAGAGUUAAUGAUGGAACGUAUCACAUCAACUUUAGAGUGUAAAUAGACACUGACGCUUAUUGUUUUAGGAUUUCAAAAAUAUCCAGACUUAAAAAUAAUGGAAUGAUUUUAACAUUAAACAUUUUUUUUAAAGGUAAUUCAAAUAUUAAAUGGUGAUUAAUAUGACUUUUCAUUCAUUUUUGGUCCUUACAUGUUUAAAAUUUUUUACCUUUUUGUGAGGGAUUUUUUGUUUGUUUUUUUGUUGAUGUUUUGAUUCCUGAGAUUGUCAUGUAUGUGUACAUGUUAGAACAGUUCAAUGAUUGUGUGUUUGAAACGUGUUCCCCCAGAUGAACCUGAAGCCACUGAAAGGGAAGAGCAUCAGUGGUGUCUGUGUGGGACGCUUUCACACUGUUGUCUGGACACCGGACAGUGUGUUUACGGUUGGCUUGAAUGCUGGACAGCUGGGUAUGUUUUAUCAUGUUUUUUUUUUUUCUUUUGCACAAAAACAAAAAAAAGAUGACCAUGAUAAAACAUGGUCAUCUUUUUUCUUUUUUUUUAUGUGCCAGACAUAAUUUCUGUUUUUGUUUUUGUUGUAGUUAUAGUAUGAUUCAUAGUUGUCUUGAAUGCUGGACAGCUUGUUAUGUUUUAUCAUGUUUUUUUUUUUUCUUUUGCACAAAAACAAAAAAAAGAUGACCAUGAUAAAACAUGGUCAUCUUUUUUCUUUUUUUUUAUGUGCCAGACAUAAUUUCUGUUUUUGUUGUUGUUGUAGUUAUAGUAUGAUUCAUAAUGAGGCCGUUGUCUUCAUUAUUACUAAAGGAUAGAAAGGAGAAUGAAAUAGGAUUUACAUUCCUUAUUAGUGAAGGCUAAUAUUUGAAAUUGCAAUUGAACUAAGAAUGUUGGAGAAAAAAUAAAGAAAAGGAACCGCGUUCUCUGACGAUUUAUUUUGUUCUUCUGUUGUAUCUCUAUUUUCUUUGAGAGCUCCACUGAAUUAUUUUUGUUUUCAUAUCAUAAAGCUUCUCAUAAAAAAAGCAAAAAAACUUUUUGGAAGACUAUUUUAGGGAGGUUUACAGUGAUUCAUUACUACUGUGUUUUGUUUACAAUGCAGGUCACCAAAGGGGAGACAAGCAUGUAUCGACCCUACGUCAGGUGUCUUACCUCCGGCACACUGACAUUGGCAUUGCCAGGGUGGCCUGCUCAGAUGCCGCCACCGUUUGUCUGACCACAAAAGGAGACGUCUACGUCCUGCACGAGUAUCAGUGCAAGAAAAUAGCCUCUAAGUGAGAACAGAAUUUCACAUAAAUUACUACUACUUGUACUUGUUUGUUGUACCGCACAUAAAUUACUACUUGUACUUGUUUGUUGUACCGCACAUAAAUUACUACUUGUACUUGUUUGUUGUACUGCACAUAAAUUACUACUUGUACUUGUUUGUUGUACCGCACAUAAAUUACUGCUUGUACUUGUUUGUUGUACCGCACAUAAAUUACUGCUUGUACUUGUUUGUUGUACCGCACAUAAAUUACUGCUUGUACUUGUUUGUUGUACCGCACAUAAAUUACUACUUGUACUUGUUUGUUGUACCGCACAUAAAUUACUACUUGUACUUGUUUGUUGUACCGCACAUAAAUUACUACUUGUACUUGUUUUUUGUACAGCACAUAAAUUACUGCUUGUACUUGUUUGUUGUACCGCACAUAAAUUACUGCUUGUACUUGUUUGUUGUACCGCACAUAAAUUACUGCUUGUACUUGUUUGUUGUACCGCACAUAAAUUACUACUUGUACUUGUUUGUUGUACCGCACAUAAAUUACUACUUGUACUUAUUUGUUGUACCGCACAUAAAUUACUUUGUGUUGAUUCUAUGAAGGAUAUAGUAAAAGAUACCAUAUUUUUCAACAGCAUGUCAUUGUUGAAAGCUUUUUUUUUCCUACACCUUUCUUUAAGUUAAAAGGUUAAAACUUAUGUUACAAUCACCAAAUGUGUAGUCUACUUCAUAUAUAUUUCACCUGUAAAACUAAUUGAUUGUAAGACGGCAGGGUAAAAAUGUUCAUUGAUCAAUAAACAGGUGGCAAGAAAUUGAACAGGUUUUGGUAACGGGCGGCAAUCUUGACCAUACCAUUGGCUUUGAACUUCUCACGGAAACUGGAGGUCAAGGGUUGAGAAUUCUCAUGAAGAAUGAAUCGGGACAGGUGCGCUUCUACCUUUAUUUUUUUUAGUUUAUGGAUUGUGCAAGAUUAUGCUCUAAUAUAAAUAGUUUACAUUAUCUUUUAACAUUGAUCAUAAUACAGAAAGGGCACGGAACUAUUUUUUCCCCCCACCGUUCUUAAUUUAGCUCUUCUUGUGGUGGAGCAGCAGCCCGAGUCUGAAGCGUUGCCAGUUUGGCUUGAAGAGGCAGCUGUGGGUGUCUGAUGUGGCGGUGACAUCGACGAGCCUUAUCCUGUCCACCAACCGAGGUGAGGCGUUCAUGGGCUACCUGCCUAACAAGAAGCUGGCGGCCGUCACGAAGGACCCUGACGUUAAACACAGUAAGGAUUUCCCCAAAGGUAAAGGUGUUACCCAACUGGAUGCAGUGUUAAGUUUGAUUUAUUUUAUUAUUUCUGUCAUCCGUCCGUCACAGUGUGACGAUGGUGUAGAUUUCAAUGCGAGCCUAAGCUGGUUCCCUGGUCAUCAUAUCACCCCUGACCCAGCUGUUUGCAUUGUUUGAUAACUUAACUUUUUAUUUUUAUAUUUAGAGUGGCGUAAUUUAAUAUUAUAAUUAAAAUUAUUCAGAAUUUCCCUUUCGCCUUAAUACAAAAAUGAUGAAAAAGUUAUUACAAAAGGAAAAACCCAAACAAAGAAAACAUGGACCACACCUUGCACUAGAUUGAGACUUGAGCCCUUUGCUUGGUUCAUUAAAUCACUUCAGUAAAUAAACUGUUAACAAUAAAGACAUACGCAUUACAAAUUUAGAUUAAUCUGGUUCUUAAAUUCACGCGUUAAAAACCUUCACGGGUCAUGCGUGUGUUGAUAUUUAUUUUCAUUGUCUGAUACCAGACUGCGGGGAUGGCUUCAGUCAGCCAAGACUCCUUGAUCUCCUGCUGAAAGAUGAAGUGGAGGAGAUCUCAGUGCGGCGCCUGCCGUUUGUACACAGAGCGGUUCUCGUGUCUGCCGAUAAGAAAGGGAGAAACUUCUCAGUGCUGCAAGCUCUGCCCAACGGAUGGUUAAUUUCUGGAUACAUACUCUUAUUAAAUUUAGCAUAUCCCCAUUUUUCUUUACAAAUUAAUUUUAACUCGAGAGAGCUUGUAGAAUAUUACCAGUAAUCUAAAAACUUAAGUAUUUCUUCUCAUGUGCUACAUUUACUUUUUUAAUGAUAUGUCACGACAUAUUUUGAUAAGUUAUGGUUUACAAUGUAUAAUGUACUUCACAAUAAAAAAAUUCUUUCCAUUUCAUUUUGUGUUUUUAGUCUGUCGGAGCUGCCGUCAGUGAAUUCAUCAGAGAUAAAUGAGCAGUUUGGCCGUUUGUGUCGGGAAGCUGAUCUACAGGAUAACAUUCACGAUGCUGUCAUUCAGGUGGUUUUGAUCUUCUAGGUUUAGCGUGGGAUACCAUGCAAUGGAAAACUUAACAGAGUUAAUGAAAAUGUUUUAAAAAAUUUUGGGGGUAUUAAACCAAGUCUUUUUGCGAUGUGUCGAAUUGUCUUUGAAAGUAGAAAAGGUCUUGUGAAGUAAUGUUCAAAAUUUCUCGUCAAACAUCAUUGAACUUUAUUUUGCGAGAUUUGUUCCUGCACAUCAGCUAAAUAAUAUCAACCAUAAAAUAUUUAUUAUGGCGUUAUCAAGACAUUUUAGUUAACGAACCGAUAAUGACGUUUACCUUGUUUUCUUGUCCACCAGGUGGGGAACAGGACCUGGCCUGUGCACCAGUACAUCAUAGCCUACAGGUCGGAUCACUUCCGCAACAUGGUUGCUGCUGCCGGCACGGCACCCAGGGGAGAGAAACUUGUUCUGAAAGUCGACCAUGUUGGCGCUGACAUAAUGGACCAGUUGAUCAGCUUCAUCUACACAGACAUGUGUGACUAUCUGCAGGUAACCAUCUCUCCAUACACACUCACAGGUCUACACAGACAUGUGUGACUAUCUGCGGGUAAUCCUCUCUCCAUGCACACUCACAGGUCUACACAGACAUGUGUGUCUAUCUGCAGGUAACCAUCUCUCCACACACACUCACAGGUCUACACAGACAUGUGUGACUAUCUGCGGGUAAUCCUCUCUCCAUGCACACUCACAGGGGCAGUUUCUUUACCUUAACUUAUACAGUUAUUUUUAAGUCUGUUGUAUAGUUUGAAGUAUAAAGAAUAUAUGUAAAGAUUACACAUAAAGAUUAUGUAAAAAGAGUAUGUUUAAAGAAUGGAUAAAAGAUUAUGUGUAAAGAUUAUGCAUAAAGAUUAUGUUCACCUCACAUAGUUUCUUAAUUUGGGCAACCUUAUUAACUGAAAUCCAAAAUACACAUUUUUGUUUUUUGUUUUAAAAGUUACAAAGCUCAACAUUUGAGUUCUUCACUAUUGAGUCAUUGUAAAGAUUGUAAGUAUUAAGAAACAAGUAUAUUCACUUCAGUUGAUUCCGUGAUACCUGGUCUGGAAGCUUCUUUGCCCCUUGUUUAACUGUCCUGAUUUCAAACUUCAUAGCUGGGCCACAGAGUUCUAAGCCAAUCUCUGACCACAGAUGAAAGAGACGCACCAGGCAAAUCCGACCCAGUCGGCGAUGAUGCCGACCUGAUCAUCACCAAAGGGAUGUCGGCCUUCCAAAUCCAUCAGAAGCAGAACAGCAGAGGGGGCAGGAAAGAGGGCAACAAGCCGGGUCAGGGCGAGGUCAAGGACGAGUCAAAACUGUCCCAGAACCCUGUCAAGAUGCUGCAAGAGGCGGCGAGAAGAUUUGGUGUCAAAGGCUUGUCCAAAAGGUGACAUAAAAUUUAUCGACAAUGAAUACGACCUGGGGCUUUAGGAACCUUUGUUUACAUUUAAUUUUUUUUGUUCUUAAAAAAAGUAAAACUAAGCUCCCUUGUUGUUUAAAUGUUGAACUCCCGUAACUGCUUAAUAGUUUUAUUACAGUCUAAGUUUUAGUUUCUUACAUAACCUUGUCAGGCCCAAAAUGUAAAAAAAAAAAAAAUUUUUUAGAUGUUUAAUAAAAUAAGAUCUGUUGUUAAGUGUUUUUAAAAUAAUAACAAGCCAGCCGCCCCCAGGAUUUAAAAAAAAAAGAAAAACUGGACAUUUCCUAAGAUUCUUUUGUCUUUUUCCUUUUUAGGCUAGAUGCAGUCAAGUGUAGCAGUCAUGUGAUCAUGUCCCAAGGCAAGACUUUAGCCAAGCCAAAGGUCACGUUUGACAGAAGUAAACUGUAAGUCGGCCAUUUAAAAAAAAUGUCAUUUAGGUGCGGUGGAUGAUUUUAAUUUUUUGGGUGAAUUUAUGUCAUUAGUCUAUUCAUUAUAGCCUCAACAUUAUGACAGUCUGACUUCUUCUGUGUAAACUUUGUAGCAUUGUGAUUUAUAAGUCGACUGAUAGUUGCUCUCUGAAAAAUAUAAUGAUUGAAAUAUACAAUGAUUGAAAUAUAAAUGAUUGAAACAUAUAGGUGAAUCAAUAAAUACUUGUAAAAUUCUGAUUGCGCUCGACCGCAGAAAGUAUUGUAUUGUCCCCACGCAGCCCAGAGCUCUACGACGUGGCCAUCAGCAGUGAAGACGGGGAGGAGAUCCAGUGCCACAAGUGCAUCCUGGUGCCCAGGCUCGAGUACUUCUACAGCAUGCUGUCCACAGGCUGGGUGGAGACCUUCAACACCACGACCCUGACCCUGCCCGUGUCUGGGAAGGUUCUGGAGAUCCUGAUUGACUUCCUGUACAGCGACGACGCCCCAAUCCUCAGAGGUGAGCUGAAUGUGUCGUUGUGACGUCGGGCGUUUAACGCGGUGGUGGAUGUCCCAGACCAAUAAAGUCAGUCAGAGUUAUGGGACCUAAGUGUUGCGUGUAGCCAAGCAUAGUGCUCGGCUUGUUUGUCACUUCAGCGCAGAGCUAUUUUUAGGCAUUACCACUUAGACUUGGCUCGUUAGUAUGACCUUGACAGUGACGUCACCGAGUAAAUGUGGCUGUGUCAAUCCUUCCUUUGCCCGCCCACUUUUUGGCUGGGAAAAGGUUGGUUACAUUAUGAUGCGUUCCAUUUAUUGUAAAGCAUACCAUUAGGAGACAGCAGUUUCUGAGUUGGUCCCUAUAGAUAGGCUGCAUGCUUUUUUAGCUGCAAGACUUAGAGAGGCAGAGCGAGAUUUAGAUAGACAGCGAGAUUUAGAUGGAUGGCGAGAUUUAGAUAGACAAAGCGAGAUUUAGAUAGACAAAGCGAAAUUUAGAUAGAAAGAGUGAGAUUUAGAUAGAAAGAGUAAAAUUUAGAUAGAAAGAGUGAGCUUUAUAUAGAAAGAGUGAGAUGUAGAUAGACAGUGCAAGAUUUAGAUAAAUAGAGCAAGAUUUAGAUAGAUAGAACAAGAUUUAGAUAGACAGAAUGAUUUAGAUAGAGAUAGAUUUAGAUAUAAAGAGCGAGAUUAAGAAAGAGCAAGAUUUAGAUAGAGCGAGAUUUAGAUAGAUAGGGUGGUAUUUAGACAGAGUGAGAUUUAGAUAGACAGCAAGAUUUAGAUAGACAGAGCAAGAUUUGGAAAGACAGAGCAAGAUUUAGAUAGAAAGAGUGAUAUUUAGACAGACAGAGUGAUAUUUAGCUAGAAAGAGUGAUAUUUAGACAGACAGAGUGAGAUUUAGAUAGAAUGAUAUUUAGACAGACAGAGUUAGAUUUGGAUAGACAGAGCGAGAUUAAGAUAGAAAGUGAGAGAUUUUUGCCUUGCAAGAUUCUGUAUUGUUGUGUGUGGAAACAAACAUUUGUAUUUGAGGAUAGCAACUUUUUUCACUAGUUGUAAGACAAUAGUUUGUUUCGUUUCUGUUCUCAAAUUUGUAUGUGUAUGAAAAUUUAUUUUUUAUAUUAUUAAAUAUUGUCAGUAUCACUAGCUUUUGUAUCAUUUUUUUUAACAUACUGUUCUUCUCAGUCCUUUGUUAUGGAUUGUUUAUUAUACAAGCCAAAUAUUAUCACAAAUUAAGUCUUCCCAACGGUACGUGACACAAGCGUAAGAAAAUCAUGUUAUCGUAAAUCUAUGUGGGGGGUUUUUUGUUGUUGUUUUCUUGUCAUUCCCAUAAAAGUAUGAUUUAGUCGUUAUAAAAAUUUCAGCAAUAACGAUUUCGUAUUUUAGACCAAUUGUCGCGUGCUAUGAUGACUCGGUACACAUUGGAUAGUUUUCAGAUUGAAAGUCCGUCUUCUUGCAACAGCAUCCUGUUAAAAUAUACUUCAUCACCUUUAAUUUUCAGACUGUACCAACGAGGAGUUGCUGUGCAAUGUUCUGGUGGUGGCCGACCAGCUCCUGGCCACAAGACUGAAGGAGAUGUGUGAGGUGGCACUGGCCAACAACAGUAGGUUCAACUUUGGUUUUCCCACUUGGUAACGAUAAGUCUGUAGUAAACCGAUAAGUCUGUAGUUGACCGUCAAUAGGAGAUUCCAUGAUGUCAUUCAACAACUUAGAUUCCAUAUCAUUCAACAGGUUAGAUUCCGUGUCAUUCGACAGCUUAGAUUCCUUGUCAUUUAACAACUUAGAUUCCGUGUCAUUCAACAGCUUAGAUUCCAUGUCAUUCAACAGCUUAGAUUCCUUGUCAUUCAGCAACUUAGAUUCCAUGUCAUUCAACAGCUUAGAUUCCUUGUCAUUUAACAGCUUAUAUUCCAUCUCAUUCAACAGCUUAGAUUCGAUGUCAUUCAACAGCUGUCUCUACGAAAAUUAUAAAUGAACAAUUUUUAUUUUUACAAAUUAUUUGUAAAAAUAUUCAAUUUCAUUCUUCUAAAAAAAAAUUUUGGUUUCUAGCAAUGCUGUGUUUGUGAAGUUGAUUUGGCCUCACACCCCGCCACCCGUUUUUUCAUCCAAUGUCCAUGCAGAUCACUUGACUUUGUUCCCAUUCCAGUUGCCUUUAAAAAUGUUGGUGAGUUCCUCGAGUUCUCCACCGUGUACAACGCCCAGCAGCUGAAAGCAGCGUGCCAGCAGUUCAUCUGUCUCAACCUGCCCGCCGUCCUGGAGGCAAGGUAAGACUCAAGCUUUUUUAAAGUUUUUUUUAUUUAUUUAUUUUUUUAUUUAAAAAAAAAAAUUCCCCAGAUUUUUUGGGGACAUAUCUUAAAUGGUAAGACCACCUAAACUGGAGUUGGCUGAGGUAUUUUACUACCCAAGAGUAACUGCCUUAUUAGGCCAUUGACUCAAUUCCAUUUACUACCUUAUUCCAUGGAACGUAAAAAUGAAAUGACUGAAAUUGAAACCUGAGAAGCAGGAAGUCAUAAUGUUGACUUAGGUUGACCAACGGUCUUUGGGCCCCCCCCCCCAAAUAAAUUUUCAUGAAGUCGGUAGCCUCCCGUUCCAUAUGAACUUGUGUGUACGGUACACUUUCAGCUCAGCCGGUGUUAGGUCAUGGUUUUGCUUGUUAAAAAUAAAAACCUUAGUUCUCCCAUCGAUUGUUAUUACGACUGCAAUUAAGUGAGUGUAAUCUGCCUACUUCAGAUGCCUGGAUGUCUUGAGUCCAGAGACUAUGGAUGAACUGACAACACACUACAAAUCUGUGGUAGGUCUUUAAGUAGCUUUCUCUCAUUCUUACAUUAUUCUUUCAUAGAAUCGUUUCGUUCAUAACCUUUCACAUAGCUUCAUAACUUCUUUGUGAGGAGAUAAUCCUUCACCGCUGAGGCACUUGAUGUUCUGUCUCAUUAUGAGAAGAUCAUUGACAUGCACUUUAACUAGUCUUAGAUUUUAUAAAUUUCUUCUAUCCAGGUGUUUUAAAAAGUGUGCUGCCAUUUUGUCUUCAGAAGUGCAGUUUUUAUUUCUUCCUACAGCCCAUCAAACAAUGGUUGCGGCAAUAUGUGAACCGCCCCUUUACUAAAGUUAUUUUGCAAAAUAUGCAUACGAGUAACGCACUCAAGAAGAAUCCCAUUUAGUGCUAGCCCGCCCACCCUGGGUGUUUUAUCGCAGACUUUAUCCAGACAUUUCCAUGUUCAUUUAUCCGCCCAGAUACCGAACAUGGUUUACAGGGUGGUGACCCCUGACACAGACGGCCCAAGCCAAGCCCGCCUGGAUGAUCUGGUCUCAGAGUUUGACAGCGUCGAAGGAGACAGCCUCAUCCAGCCGGCGGACCCGGGCUCGGCCAAGAAAGGCAAGCAGGUGAAGAAAAAGAACAAGGCCAGGAAGAGCUCCAGCGAUGACUUUGAGAAGUCUCCGUCCGCCGGAGCAGCCCCCGUGACGAUCCCCAGGGUGGACAGGGCCGUCUCACAGGGCUCGGAUGUCAGUCUGAGGUCAGAGGAGGAUGCUGCGGCUGUAGUUGAGGAGCUCAAGAAACAGGCAGAGGAGGAUGAGAAGGUGGGAUUGGAAUGUUAUCUUCAUGUUGUUGUGACAACAGUAGUACUGUGGUGUAAAAUUGGGAGGGGAGAGGGGGGCUGGUUAUACAAUCUAUUUAAAAUUGUAUACCCGGCAAUGGAAGAUGUUACACUCUGGGAGUUGUUGUACCCUAUGGGACCUGUUGCACUUAAUGGGGACUUUUAUCAUCCACAGGAGAUGUUAUAUUCUUUGAGAGGUGAUAUAUUCUGUGGGGGUAGUUCUGUUCUGUCAGAGGUGAUAUGUGCUGUGGGAUGUGUUAUGUUCUGCCAGAGGUGAUAUGUGCUGUGGGAUGUGUUAUGUUCUGUCCGAGGUGGUAUGAGCUGUGGGAUGUGUUAAAUUAUGUACUUUAUUGGAGAUUCUGUACCUUAUGAGAGAUGCAAUACUUUAUAAGUUUCUCUACCAUUUGGAAGAUGCUAUACUUUAUAACGGGAUCUCUACCCUAUGGAAGAUGCUGUAUCAAGUUGGUGGUACCCUACAAAGCUUACCUAAUGGCAGAUCUUGCACCUUUUAGAAAUGUUAUUUAUUAUUUUUUUAAAAGAUUAUUUAUUACAUUAGACAGUUACAAAUCAUUUUGUCAUUUCUUCUACUGACACAGAAGCUGCUGGCUCAUGCCGCAAGGAGUAAAGAGAAUAUGAAAUGGAGACCUCUGGAACUUGCCUUUGAAAAGAUGACUCCCAGACUGUCAGCUCCAACUCAUCCAGAGGACGUCCCACAGUGGAAUUCCAACUACAAAACCUUAUCACGACCCGUUCAACAACCAAGGUAGGAAAAUGAGUGCGUCGCUGAGGAGUACUCUAAGAAAUUGUAAAUACUGAUAUAUGAAAUGGUUCAUUCCUAGUCAGUCCGCAUAUUAAAUUAGUUUUUAAUCUACCCGGCAUAAUUUCAGGGUUUAGGGUAGUAGGUCUUGUAAGGGGAAAUAAAAAUAAUUUUCACGUUAAAAAAUCAAGAAAUUGUAAAUACUGAUAUAUGAAAUGGUUCAUUCCUAGUCAGUCCGCAUAUUAAAUUAGUUUUUAAUCUACCCGGCAUAAUUUCAGGGUUUAGGGUAGUAGGUCUUGUAAGGGGAAAUAAAAAUAAUUUUCACGUUAAAAAAUCAAGAAAAUUGUGAGGAGAGUAAAAGGCUUCAAACUGAUCAAUAUGGGGGGGGGGGAUCAGGCAGGGUGGGUCCAUUUUCAUCGAAGCCAUUGCCUUCUUAUUCGUCCGAUUCAUUAAGUCACUGAAGUCAUUUAAAUUAAUGUCGAAAUCUGAUUUUUUUUUUCACUGUCACUGCCAGAAUCAUUAAAUGGCGAACGGCCAUGGGGGUCUAGUUCUUUCAAUUGCUUUCAAAGCAAUUUUUUUAAGGGGAAACAAUUACCACUGGACACUCUUUGUUUAAGCGAGUAUGAAAGUAAAUGAAGUAAAAAAAGGCGUUCUUUCCUUAGAACUUAAAAUAGUGUUGCGCAGUGGAUUUUCCGCUUUGCUAAGCAACAUAGUAAACAACCUCAAAACGUGCUGGUAUUGCUGCAGAUAGGAUAGUGUAAAAAAUGGGUGGUAUGCGCUUGUAAAGGGUUAAUGGCUGUGCUUUCUCAAAUAUUUCAGUGGUGAAAACGGCUCAGUGUCUACUCCGAGGGGGUCCGUCCCAGACAGGUCCACGACCAGCCCAGCCUCCCCGUCGCUGAUGGCCACAAGUCCAAACAGUCUGAGGGACAUCAUGCUGCAGGAAUCUAAAUCUGCUGAAAAGUAAAUGGAAGGCGUUCAAAUAAUGACUUUGUUCUGUGUCGGCUUUACCCGACCGUUUGCUAUGAUUGUUUUAACUUACUGUUUUUGUUGUUUUCCACUGAGAAUGUUUCCCAGUCCCUGUAAAUGUAACUAUGCACUGUCACACUGUCACUGUGCACUGUCACACUAACUGUGCACUGUCACACUAACUGCACUGUCACACUAACUGCACUGUCACACUGUAACUGUGCACAGUCACACUGUAACUAUGCACUGUCACACUGUAACUGUGCACAGUCACACUGUAACUAUGCACUGUCACACUGUAACUAUGCACUGUCACACUGUAACUGUGCACUUUCACAGUUACUGUGCACUGUCACAUAUCAUAUAAAACAAAAAUUGCUGUAAAAAUUUUGAAUAAAAAAAAAUAUUUUAAUUUAUCUAUAAGUUCUUGUAUCUUUAAUGAAAUAGUAGAACAAGGUGUGCUGAAACUUGAAUCAAAAGACACGAUGAUAAUAUGAGAACGUUUCGGCUUAGAACCUUCGUCAACAGACAGGACAAAUGAAAGUACGACAAGAAGCAGAGCACAGUAUUGACCUGUCUUUCGGUUCAAGGCCUCAACAUACUUUAUUCUACUAUUUCAUUCACGCAGCUUGAAUGCAGUCCUUCAAUUACUAUCUUAUUUAAUUUAGCAUUAUAAUAAAUUUCUUAAUUAUCAUUCAUUUGGGAAAUUACAGUUAUUCUCUUUUUGUCGUAAGAAGAAAUUACCACAUAUGCCGGCAUAUAGGACACAGCUGAGUGUAAGAUGUACCCCUUUUUUAGUCUGACUAAAAUUUCAAAUUGUGUGCUUUUAUGAUUGCUGCAUAAGACCCGCCCCAUGUUUUAGGCAUAUUUUGACGGGGUUGGGGGGGGGGGUGCAUUCCUGUACGCCUGCAUAAACAAUACUUUUUACAAUAUUUACCCAUUAUUUGAAUUAAAUAUUACAUGUCUAAUUAUGUUUUUGUUUUUUUUUCCUGCAAUGCCAGAACUAAAAGCAGUUUCUCUAACCGCAUCUCUUGGAAAGAUGUGAAGAAACAGCAAAGCAAAGACUCGAAAGAAAAGCACCAGAAACCGGUCAGCUCAGAGUGGACAGAGAAGUCUGUUGUAAACCCUUCUCCCAAGGCGGCCGGCAAUCCAUGGUUUGUUUUUGAGUUGGACAAAGUGUUUUUGUGGUCAACUGCAGAGUUUUCUUCAAUGAGAAAGUGGAGGGGGACGGGGUUAUCUUGGAUAGCCCCUGGUGGGACUAACCUUGAUUUCUCCACACUCAAGCUGGGCGAUAGGACAUUAAUGCAUGUUACAGUUAUACUGGGACUUACUGGUCAUAGGAGGACAUGUUACAGUUAUACUGGGACUUGCUGGUCAUAGUGGGACAUGUUACAUUCAUAUUGGGACUUGCUGGUCAUAAUGGGACAUGUUACAUUCAUAUUGGGACUUGCUGGUCAUAUUGGGACAUGUUACAGUCAUACUGGGACUUACUGGUCAUAGGGGGACAUGUUACAGUCAUACUGGGACUUACUUGUCAUAGGGGGACAUGUUACAGUCAUACUGGUCAUGACAAGCAAGGCCCUUGGGCUUUUGCCAAGUUGGUCACACCCUAACGCCUGGCCAGACUGCCACAUUACUGACUCAUGGUCACCACCAUUAUUACAGGGCAUCUGUUGGCGGUGCGGUCAAGUCCCUCAGGGACCUGAUGAUUCAAGAAGAGAAAAUAGUGUCUGCUCCCGUGGCCAUACCAGCGCCGAGUGCAGGCAGCCCGAGGAAACCUGCCGUCACCAGCAGUGUCAGCAGCAGUCUGGGUUCUUACGGGAAGUCGCCACCUGUCAGCCUGGCCAGGUAAGUUGUGUGCCUUGGCCCAUUAUGAAUUUCUUUGUUCAAUGUUUAAAAUGUGUUAGUCUUUGUGCAUCUGUGCAGACAGAUUGGAUUUUUCCACCAAGUUUUUAAAAAAAAUUUUUUAAACAUUUAUUGAUAAUGAGACAAUGUAGACUUAACUAGAACACUUGCAGAGUUGAAUGUUUGCAGAUAUUCAGGUGGAGUAAGCACAAAGUCAUCUUGUCUGGAAAAAACAAAACAAAAUAAAACAUAUUUGUUCUUGCUUUGUUUUUAAAAUUAAAUUGUGUUGUUCAUUGACAUGGUAUCCCAUUGAGGCGGUCAUAGUUUUCUAUUCGUUUAUCUCUGAUGAAAUUCUCUUCUCAUCAGCUGGGGUCUUUCAAAGUCUUCUGGCGGGAGCGCCGCCUCGGGGGUCGCCACAAGCACAUCCGCGCCCUACCAGGCCUCUGCCGGGUCAGAAAAUCCAUGGCAGCGUCGUACGGUCAUAGCAUCUAGUCCACCCGUCACGGCCGCGCAGGCCACCUUAAACUUUUCAGCCAUUCUUCAAGACGAGAAGGAAAAAUCUGAAACUCUUGUCCGCGCCACACAGAAACCCCUGGCACUGAUUCAGGUGAAGAACAAAUGAAGUAGAAUUUUUGUUUUCAUACCGCUUUAUAUCCCCCCUGUCUUUUAACUAGGAGAAGAAUUUAAACAGUUGAGUGAUUCAUGUGGAUUUAAUCAAUUGGUAACACAACUUUAUUUUAUUUUAUUUAAUUGGUUACUUUAGGCUUGGAACACUCAUUAUAAUUUAGAACCAAACAAACAUCAGGAUUUUUUGGGGGGUAGUUUUGCAUGAUAAUGAAACAAACCCUAAAACCAAAGUUUUCGUACUGAUCCUUUAUAAAAAUUUAAUAUUGAGGAAGAGGGGGGGGGGGGGGCUGAAAAUUUGACAAAACAUAUGCACUCAAGUAUACUUUAUAAGAAUCCCAAUUAGUGCUUGACCGACAUCCCCCCCCGGCUUGCAGCCGCACAUUUUUUUCAUGCCUCAGUACUAUAUUAAUACUCUAAUGACCCACCAGCUUUUACACCGCAGAUUCAUUUCACCUACCAUUUCAGAGAAACAAAAGAUAAUAUAAUGCACUUGCCAUAAUUUUUUUUUUAAAGCAGCUCAUUUAGUACAUUUAUUGGGAAUUUAUUUUGUGAAAUCAGUGUCAUCAUCUUUUAUUCAUCUUCUUCUUGAAAAACAGAAAAAGGUUAUUUUUGUGGGUGGGCCAGAAAAUUUGAUAGAAUGUUUUACCAAGGUUCAGUUUGAUACCUUGAUGGGAAGUAGGUCAAUUAGUGGUUCUGAAGAUUUUGCCAGCCACUUUAGUUAAGUAGUCUACAUAAGUAGUGAUGCUAUACCAGAACCAUUGAAUUGUCAAUCUUGUAGAAAAUUGUCACCUCUGUUAAACAUGAGACAUCAUUCUAAACUAUUUAUUUCCUGUUGCUUACAGCUGGAAGAACAGGCCAUGAACGAACUGCUGAGUCACUAUAAGGCAGACAUGGACCCCGACAGGUACAUCACCGUGGAGAGGGUCAGCAAGGCCAUGGCCGCCCCGUUGUGGCACAGGGAUGCCAGGCCUUCUGGAGCCAGCUUUUUGUGAUGGCCAAUCGGCUGUUAAGUUUCUGUAGAUUUAACCUGUAGGGUUCUUGCAUGAUUUUUUUUUUAAAAGUUAAUUUAGUUUCUGCUUUGUUUUAAAUGUCAAACAAAGACAUAGACAUUGUCAAUGAUUUUUGAAGUUGUUAAAUAUACAAAAAAUUAAAAUGUCCACCUGGUGAAUUACUUUGCAUUUAGUUUGUGGCCACGUUAGAAUCAUAUACAUUAUUUUGAUGUGAAGGCUGAACAUAUUUCAAUUUCAAAGGCCCCAGUUUUGUAAUAAGUCCUUGUUCUUGAAGAAUGAGAAGGACUAAAUCAGGUGAUAAAACUUGUAGAUCUGUGCAUGGCGAAUGAAAGCUUUAGAAUAGUCUGAGCGUAAGUUUGUGUAGAUGCAGGCCAGAGCCCUGCAUGAAUGGUCAGCCAGAGCCAUGCAUGAUUGGUCAACCAGAGCCCUGCAUGAAUGGUCAGCCAGAGCCAUGCAUGAUUGGUCAACCAGAGCCCUGCAUGAAUGGUCAGCCAGAGCCCUGCAUGAAUGGUCAGCCAGAGCCAUGCAUGAUUGGUCAACCAGAGCCCUGCAUGAAUGGUCAGCCAGACCCCUGCAUGAUUGGUCAGCCAGACCCCCCUGCAUGAUUGGUCAGCCAGACCCCCCUGCAUGAUUGGUUAGCCAAAGCCCUGCAUGAUUGGUCAGCCAGAUUUUUUCAAGAACUUGACCUCCAGGCUGUGUAAUUAAAUCAUCUGCUUAAAACAUCUUGCUCUCAUAUGCUUGGAUUUUUUUUCCCCACAGAGUUGAAUGAAUUUUAUUAAUUGAUACCAAAUUGCUUUGUAAAUCAACAUAGUUUAGUUUAUAUUAGUAAAUUGCUAAAAUACUUGCAUCUUCAGAAAUUGAAGAUGGGUCUGACCUACGAUGAAUUGGUCUUAUUUUUAUCUGGACAUUGAAAUAUUUAGUUUUGGGUACCUGUGUGUGUGAUGAAUAUGCGAAUUUAAGCCUCAGUGAGUGUUAUUUUUAUGAGUUAUCAUAUGAUUGUAAGCAAUAAUAAUAGUAAUUAUCACUACUGAGGUAUAAGAAAAAGAUGGGUAUUGGCUGAUAUUAAAAAGAAAAUCUUGUUGUGCCUUGACUAAAAAUGUUUUAAACCAACAUCGAGUUAGCUGCGGUUUAAUCAAUGAGCUGGUUCAGUUGUUGUUUUUUUAUAGCUCAGGGGGUUGUACUUCUUCCCCAAACAAAGUGGCCUUCCUGUGGUGACAAGUCCAUCUCAACGAGAUAUUUGACCCUAUCUGGGGACAACCCAUGGCAAGUCCAUCCCAUCCAGCUAUUCGACAGUAGCUGGGGACGACCCAUGGCAAGUCAAUCCCAUCCAGCUAUUUGACCAUACCUGGGGGCAACCCAUGACAUGUUUGAACUAACUACAUCUGGGGUUAGAUAUUUAAUGAAAAUGACCUGGUCCUGCUAAAAGGCCAUCCCGGGCAGUAUUAAAUCUCCAGUGGUAGAUUCAAGUUCAGGGGCACUGACUGGGAUGCAUGCCCUGACCGAUGCGUCAUGUUCUAUUGAGCAACAUAUUUAUUUUUGUAAUUCUACCAUUGCUGGAUCUGUCACUGAUCGUCACUCAAUUAACUCAAUGCUAUAAUUUUGAGUUAUUUCUGGAUUUCUUAAUGCAAAAAAAAAAAAAAACUGCUGAAUAUGAAUGAACUAGAUUGUUCACAAGUGGUUAUCUUUGUACUGCAUUUUUUGUUAGUGGUUAUGUUUAUUGUGUAUAGUGUGAGUCAUGUGCAAAAUUAAUUAGUGUCAGUAAUGUGUAAACAAACAGCUUAUGCAAGAUGCCACAUGAAAUAUACAAAGAUGUUAUAAUACAAUGUAAUGUUAUAAUACAAUGUUAUUUUAUAAUACAAUGUAAUGUUAUGAAAUCUCUCAUCUCAUAUGUUGUUUUACAGAUUCCAUGUUAAGAUGUUUUGUGAUGAUUUAUUUAGUUGUGAUAAAUCAUGCAAGUGGAAGAAUCAUAUCAUCAUCAUCAGCCCUCCCCUUUGCCAGCAGCUGUUUUAAACGAUUUUUAAAAAUAUCCCAAUAAUAAUUUUUUGUUUUGUUUUUAGAGUGUUGGUUUUACAGUUACUGUAACGUUUCUGACCUCUGGAUAUUUUUUUUUAAUAAGCAUCCCAAAUACUAUGGCAAUGGCCAUAUCCCCAUUGUUAAUGUUGUGUGUAUCAUAAUAACAUGAAAUUAUGAAGACUUUGUUCAUUAAAAAUUGUGUUGAGACUUUCAAUGCAUUAGUGAAGAUAAUGGAUGAGUUGCAUUUUGUUGUAAAUAUCCAUUCAUGUGGACAUUUAAAUGUGUACAUUUAAAAAAAAAAAUGUGUUGUUUUUUAUAGUAUAUUUUUUAAUGUAAAAUAUACUGGUGUUUACUGACGUUAGAAAAACAUUUGACUUAUUCUUAUCAUAUUACUAUGCCUCAUCUUUGUCAUUGUAAUCUACGGGUACAUCAUGACACCAGCCAUGUCCAGUUAAUGGGAUGUGAUGUACGGUACAUCUGUUUGGACACAUUGUUGUCAAAUGGAAGCUGACUUGUCAGUCAACAGGGUUGUUUUAAUCCAGCGGUUCUCAACCUGUGGGUCGCGACCCGUUUGGGGGUCGCACGACCCUUUCACAGGGGUCGCCUAAGACCAUCUGGAAACACAUAUACUCUACAGUUAUAAUUGUGUCGUUGGGUGUCGUCACACACGAGGAACUGUUAUAACGGGUCCCGGCAUUAGAAAGGUUGAGAACCACUGUUUUAACCCAACUGUUCCAUUCACAUUUGUAUUUAAUGUCUUUG
Lymnaea stagnalis (great pond snail) is the source of this 23710-nucleotide messenger RNA. Lineage: Eukaryota; Metazoa; Mollusca; Gastropoda; Lymnaeidae. The record is from the annotation of a GenBank genome assembly.